Aureobasidium uvarum is the source of this 804-nucleotide messenger RNA. The record is from the annotation of a GenBank genome assembly. Lineage: Eukaryota; Fungi; Ascomycota; Dothideomycetes; Dothideales; Saccotheciaceae.
CAUGUCGUUCCAAGACUCGCCCAACCUCGAAGGCAAGACAAACCCACCACAUGGCGCCGCUCCGACGACCCCGAAUACCAGGAUGACCCCGAGUUCAACGAGUUCACCACCGACCUUUCCGAUCGCCUGUUCUCCCUCACCGCAAACAUCUCGCGCCUGUCCAGCCAAGUCGCCCUGCUCGGGACCAAGCGCGAAACCGAUCGCGUGCGCGAAAGAGUCCAGGACCUGCUCGAGGAGACGUCGGCAAGCUUCAAGGAUAUUGGUGAUGGCCUGAAGAAGCCUGCGCAAAAGUACACCCAAGGCAAGCUGAAUCAGGAGUUCAAGGCCUCUCUGACCGAGUUUCAAUCUCUACAACGAACCGCCCUCGAAAAGCAACGCGCCUCUGCCACCGCUGCCCGUACCGCUCUCGAGGAAUCUGGCUCGCCAACCGUCGAGCGCUCGCAACAGCAACUACAACAGCAGCAGCAGCAACAGGAACAGCUGCGUCUGGCAGAUCAGUCUGAAGUCGACUUCCAAGAAUCUCUGAUCGUUGAGCGCGAGGCCGAGAUUCGCAACAUUGAGCAGUCCGUGGGCGAGCUCAACGAGCUGUUCAGAGAUGUUGCUCACAUGGUCCACGACCAAGGCGGCCAACUCGACAUUAUUAGCAACAAUGUCACCAGCACCAGAGACGACACUCAAGGUGCCGAUCGCGAGCUGCGCACUGCCAGCAGACACCAGAAGAAUGCCAGGAACAAGAUGUGCUGUCUGUUGUUGAUUCUGGCCGUCAUCCUGACUGUCGUCAUUGUUGCUGCUGUUGCUGGUUAG